AAAACAAUGUAAUUAAAACUCAUUAUGCUAUUUUUGGGUUAAACAGAUAGGAACUUAGAGAUAGGAACUGGGUUCCCGUUUCAGCUCCAAGCACGAGAUGGCGAAGAGAUCAGACUUUGCACAGAAGCUGUUAGAUGAUCUCCGGUUGAGAAAAGAACGACUGGCUGCCACUGAGAGUUCAAACCGAACAAAUAACACAACAGUUGCAGAUGCAUAUUCGUAUGCAAAGAAAAACUACCGAGGAUCCAGAGAUUUCAAAACAACUGAAACUACUGGUUUAAGACCUGGGACCCCGCAGAACAGGUAUAAAGGAGGCAAUAAAUUCACCACUGGUGAAGCUUCUCAACAGGUUGUUCCUUUUGGGAGAGGCCAAAGCACAGGAAAAAUUGGAGAUUUGUCUAUGGCUCUGGCUUUUGCCCUUGAGAAUGGAGGAAAACUCAGCAUGAUGGAUUCGUCAGGCAAUAAUUCAAUUCUGGCAUUCUUGAAUCAGAUUGGCGGGCGAUCACUGGACUAUGAGAAGAUGGGAAGAAGAAAUAGCAUAGACAGGCAUCAGUCUUCAACUAGCCACUUCCCUAGCCUCUCUCAUCUCCAUCUCAAAGAGAUAUCAAGGGGGGCUCAAAAGUUAAAUCAGAUCCUUACAGCAUGCUCUAAUGGCCUGAAAUUUGAUAGAUAUUCAAUGGAAAUUGGAAAUGAACUACUGAAAGGGGCCACAGAUUUGGAAGAAUCAUUGCGGAUGCUUAUAAACCUGCAGGAUGCUUCGGAGUACAUGAGCACCCCACGAAGAAAAAGUCGGAUCACUUUGCUUGAGGAGGAUGAAGAUGAAGAUGACGAUGCUGUUAAUUUGGCUGAGCAGAAGCAGCUGGCUCGGCCACAAUUUUCAUUCGACAAGCCCUCAAGAAACUAUCAUGGCACCCAAGAUGUUGCAAGGAAUGAUCUCAAGCUGAGGCUGGCAGCUCUUACUUACCGUUCGGAAGCUACUAAUUUCAUCUAUGAAAAAAAAUCAGCACCUCACAGGCAAUCAGUUAAGAGUAGCUCCAAUGUCAAAACUCCAGCUUCAUUUUCAGAACAGAAAAACUAUUCAAGUUCUUCUCAAUCCAAAAUGGAAAAGGCGAGAAUUCCAAAUGUAAUUGCAAAAUUAAUGGGGCUUGAUGAACUUCCAGAAAAUGUAGAAUCAAAGCACGCCAUACAGAAAGACUCAAACCUCUUGAAGAAAACUGUGCAGGGAAGCACCAAGAAGGCCAAAAAGAGGACAGAAGAUGCUGAGAAUCUGGUACACUUAACGUCAAAGCAAAAGAUGAUAAAAACCAACAACAUUCCAGCAGUUCAGAACAGUGUUGCAUCACAAGCAGAAAUUGAACUGGCUGCCCGCAAUGCUGGCUUUCAGGUGGUAAUUCAUGGUGGAAAGUCACCCUGGAAGGACUUUGAAGGUACAAAACCAGUGACAGGAUUUGAAAAGGCCAGUAUCAAAGUAGACAAUCAGCAAGGCAAUAUCACCCCAUUGAACCAUAACAUUGGAAACCAAAAGGAUAAUCAUGAAGAGCAAAGAGAACAUAGAGGUGCAGAAAAGAGCAAAAUGAAGGAACCAGUUUUAAAGGAUGAGCUGCAGCGGAUGCCACCUCAAACACAUAAAAGGUCAGAAGCGAUAGUUAUGUCCGAAGACAAAACAGGGUUGAAGGAAGGUGCGCUUCGAAGAGAAAGCGUUUACACAAACAAGCUUGUAGCGGGCACUCGGCAGAAGUCUCAAGCCAAUCUCGGAUACCAACAACCACACAUGCUCCGGAAAUCAGAGCCUCUAGAAGAAAAACAGCAAGCAGACGAGAGGGGACAACAGAGUGUAAAACAGAAGUUGCCAGCAAGGAAACUAAAGGGAAGUGAAUCAAUGUCCCCUGCUUUUUCAAAAUCCAUGCAUGCUGAGAUUAAUUUGCAAAAGAAGCAGUCACAUAUAAAUCAUGCCGCAGUUAGUAAGAAAAAUUUCACAGAAGCUCCUGAUGCAAUGCAAUCAGAAAGGUUUUCAGAUGGCAGACGUCAAGAAGAUCUGGUCAGUAACAAGAGUUCUGCUAGCUUAAAUGUCAACACAAGAGGCCCAGUGAGCGGGAACUCAAAUCAGGAUACAUCUUCAAGAGAGCAAGAAUCUAAACUAGCAAAAUCGAAAGCUGCCGUUCCACCAAUUAUGGAAAAGAAACCUGUUCAUGAUCCAGGCACCUGGAACACUGAAAGCAUUAAGGUGCAUAGAAGAGAGACUCCUCGAAUGAUCAAUGAAGUAAUGGUCAGAAGAGGAGGUGCCCUACAGAACUCUGCCAGGGCACAGAAACGUAAAAAUUCCAUUUUGCAAGAAGUGAAACAGAGAAAGAAUGAAAAACUCCGUGUCCCCAGAGAAGCAAAUCAAACAAGGAUUGGCAAGUCCAAAGAACCUGAAGUAAGCAUCAUUAAAACAAGAAAAUUAGUUGCUAGCAUAGAACCAACGGCUGUUGCACAACAACAGGAAAGAGAAGCUCAGGAGGCUCCCACUUUGCACAGUCCUACUGAGCAUGGAAGCCAAAGCGCAAAAGAAACACAGACUCUAGUUCGGAAUGACAGUUGCCAGCAGACAGACUCUACGGUUAUGAGUGAUCAGCAAGGUGGAGAACCACUGCUUAAUGGAGGUGUAGAACAGAAGUCUCACAUUACUGAAUCUAAUCCACCAAAUGGGAAGCAUCAAGGCAGCACUGAUAUCGCUUAUCCCUCACAAUUGGUGUACCAGAAAAGUUCUAGAACAGAAACAGCAAGGCCACUAACAGAGGGUGAAAAUCAUCUGAAGCAGAUACUGAUUAAAAGCCAGAUAUUUCUUAACACUGCAGAGGCUCUCUUCAAACUCAACAUUCCUUUUGACAUUCUUGAUGCCGGUGGCCCUGACUGUCAAGAUGAGGACAGCAAGCUCAUAUUAGACUGCGGCUAUGAAAUAAUGAAAAGAAAAGGAAGAACGCAAGAGCUAAGCGUUCAUCCUUUUAUUAAAGUAUCAAUCUCUGCAGUGAAGAUAAGAUCCUUGGACGACUUGGUUAGACAGUUAACUAAAGACUUUGAGAAGUUAAAAUUCUACGGUGGGAAUGUGAAUAGUGAAGUCAUUUUGGAAGAGUUUCUGCCUAAAUUGCUUGAGAAUGAUGUCUAUAACAAGGACCCAGAUGUGAAUUGUAUGUGGGAUUUGAGUUGGAACGAGAUGAUGUUUGCAUUUAUUGAAAAAGAUGAUGUUAUAAGGGAUGUGGAGAGAUUUGUUCUCAGUGGACUCGUAGACGAGAUUACCAGAGAUCUUUUACAAUUCCAAAUUCCAGCGUUUUGA
Molecule: messenger RNA, 3313 nt
Organism: Pistacia vera
Lineage: Eukaryota; Viridiplantae; Streptophyta; Magnoliopsida; Sapindales; Anacardiaceae
Exons: 5
Coding region: 98-3313 (1071 amino acids)
Source: RefSeq, a predicted model, not a curated record